AUGCAAUCCACUGGCUCCACCUCACUCCCCAUUCAAUUGGAGAGAAGCAAGAUUGCAGUCAAAGAUGGACCUUCCAAACCACAAACGGAAGGCAUGGACAGAGAAAUGGAAGUGGAACCAAUCCCCAAUUCCACUGCUUUGAUCAUUCACCAAGAAAUGAAACUCUUACCCCAGACAGAGCAAACUACACCACCCAAAACAUGGAAAAGGAUUGGUCCAAAAACUGGCAGAUUGCAAAGAAUGGAAAGUAGCACUAAAAUAAUCAUUCCACAUGCCAUUGGGAUUAAAGAGGUUUGCUCUGGUUUAGAUGGGAUAGGAUAUGGUUCUGUUGGUAACUGUUGUGGGAUUGUGGUUAACUGA
Messenger RNA from Striga asiatica, 360 nucleotides. Lineage: Eukaryota; Viridiplantae; Streptophyta; Magnoliopsida; Lamiales; Orobanchaceae. The record is from the annotation of a GenBank genome assembly.